CGCGUGGCAGGACGUGUCAGUCGGGAAGCAAGGGAAGGACACCAACAUGGCCACCCACAUCGUGCUCCUGCUCGCCGUGGCCGCUGUCGCGGUGGAGGCCGCAGUGACCACCAGCCCGCGCACGCUGAAGCCCAAGUCGCACCCGCUGCUGGGCGCCAGCCUGGGUGCCACGGCCGACGCCACGCAGGACUGCCAGAGCCAGCUCGCCCGCUGCACCGACUGCACCACGCUGCUGACGUGCACGCGGCUCGGCGCAGUGUACCGCCCGCUCACGACCACCACUUGCUCCGGCACCACGCCGUACUGCUCCAACGGCGCGUGCGUGGCCACCUUGCCCGACGACUGCAGCGCGGAGCCCACCGCCGACACCACCUUCACGUGUAACGGCGACGGCUACUUCCCGUCGCCCUCCAGCUGCCAGAAGUACUACCUGUGCGCCAACAACCAGGCCUACGCCUUCGACUGCACGCCGUACAAGAACACGGUCUUCAGCUACGAGAAGGCGCUCUGCGUGCCCAGCACGGAGGCGACGUGCAACACGGUGGCCUGCAACAACAACAACGUGGGCACCUACCAGCAGUGGCGCAGCGAGCACAGCGUGUACUUCGUGUGCACCGACAACAACGCCGCGCACGCCUACGUGGCGGACUGCGGCGCCAACCACGCCAUCACGGCGGACGGGGACUGCGCCCUGGCGUGCCUGCGCGAGGGGCGCCUCCCCGACGAGUCCAGCCCGGACAGGUACUUCGAGUGCAUCCAGACGGCCACCAACACCUUCACCGACCCCAUCCCCGGCACCUGCCCCGCCGGCACCACCUUCGACGUCUCCACCGAGCGCUGCGUCAGCACCGGCACUCCCGACGAUGACGACGGCGACCACCCCGAGGAAGACCUGUACGAGCCGAGGAGCUCGGUGCCGGAGUCCAUGUACCAGCUUCCGGCUGACCUGAAAAUCGGCACGGCCUCCGCCGCCUACCAGAUCGAAGGGGCCUGGAACGAGGACGGCAAGUCCCCCAGCAUCUGGGACGUGUUCUUCCACAGCCGGCCGGGGAUGGACAACGGCGACGUCGCGGACGACUCGUACCACAAGUGGCAGGAGGACGUCCAACUGCUCGUGGACCUCGGCGUCAACAUGUACCGCUUCUCCAUGGCCUGGACCAGAGUGCUGCCCGGUGGCAGCCAAGCGGCUGGCUCCAGUCCCGAGGGAGUGGCCUACUACGACAACCUCAUCAACGAACUGCUGCGCCAAAACAUCGAACCUGUCAUCACGCUGCACCACUGGGACAUCCCGCAACUCUACCAAGACGACGGCGGUUGGAUGACGGAAGCCAUUCAGGACCGCUUCCUCGACUACGCCGACUUUGCGUUCAAGACUUUCGGUGACAGGGUUAAGACGUGGCUGCUCCUGAACGAGCCCCACGUGUUCUGCAACGGUGGCUACGAGGGCUCCAGUUACGCACCUGGCCUCGGCCUGGCUGGGACUGGAGGCUACACCUGCGUCCACAACAUGAUCCUGGCUCACGCCAAGGCCUACCACCUGUACAACGACACCUACAGGGCGACUCAAGGAGGCCAGGUCGGCAGCUCCUUCGACCUGCAGUUCCACGUGCCGGCCUCCGACAGCCCCGAGGACGUGGAGGCGGCCGAGAGGUCCAACGUCUUCACCUUCGCCUGGAUCGCCGACCCGGUCAUGAAGGGCGACUACCCCGCCCUCAUGCGGGAGAUCGUCGACAGGAACAGCUUCGGCAACGGCCUCACCGUGUCCAGGCUGCCCACCUUCACCGCCGCGGAGAAGGCCCUCAUCGUCAACACCAUGGACUUCAUCGGGCUCAACCACUACAGCAUCAGCCUGACGACCCCUGGCACCGCCACCGCCGCCGUCACCUCCCCCUCCAUGACGAACGACACCAACGUGAGGGGGUUCACGCGCUCCUCGUGGCUGAAGACCGCCCGGGGAAGCUUUGUGGUGGCGCCAUGGGGCUUCAGGGCCGUGCUCAACUGGAUCAAGGACCGGUACGACAACUUCCCCGUGCUGGUCACCGAGAACGGCUACGCCGGCGCUCAUGACGAGUACACCUCUGACCCUGGCCGAGAGGGCUACUACAGCACGUACAUGCGAGCUUUAGCCAGGGCCAUCAACGAAGAUGGCUGCAACGUCAUCGGCUACACUGCGUGGUGUCUGGAGGACAACCUGGAAUGGAGCGACGGAUUCAGCUUGAGGUUCGGCCUGGCCCACGUCGACUACGACGACCCCAACCGGCCCAGGGUGCUCAAGAACUCGGCACGUCUCUUCCGCGAUGUGGCGACGACCAAGUACGCCCGCUUCGUGCAGCCAGUGUGACGGACCCAUCAACAGGGCACACUAGAAUAAAUAAAUGCAUUCCUUGGAAAA
Molecule: messenger RNA, 2392 nt
Organism: Thrips palmi
Lineage: Eukaryota; Metazoa; Arthropoda; Insecta; Thysanoptera; Thripidae
Product: myrosinase 1-like
Exons: 12
Coding region: 47-2341 (764 amino acids)
Biological process (GO): carbohydrate metabolic process
Cellular component (GO): extracellular region
Molecular function (GO): beta-glucosidase activity; chitin binding
Source: RefSeq, a predicted model, not a curated record